This is a messenger RNA of Chilo suppressalis (striped riceborer), 3447 nucleotides long. NCBI's taxonomy places the organism in Eukaryota, Metazoa, Arthropoda, Insecta, Lepidoptera, Crambidae. The record is from the annotation of a GenBank genome assembly.
AAAAUAAUAUAGAUAUAUUUUCAACUAGCCUAAAGUACUCAAGAGUUUUGUCUUGUGUUUGUAUGUUUAGUUUUUAUAGAUUAUUGGUGAUCUUUAUUUAAAGCAUAGGUACAUCAUUUACAAAAUAGUAUUAUUAGCAACAAUAGCUAUUAUUAAAAGGGGAUCAAAAGUUUAAAUUAAAUGAUUGUAGGUAUAACGAUGGAGCCUGGUGAAAAUGAAUUGAUUAGAGAAAUUGAUUUAGGGAUACAGAAAAAAGUUUCUGAAUUGUAUGGAAAUGCUGGGAAUAGCAAUUUGGAGAAAUCAUGCAGAACUUGUUUAUCACCUGCCAAAAAGACUGUACCAAUAUUGUCAAAUGCACAGGGAUACAGUGAAAAAUGUCUUCUGGAUAUAUUAAAAACAAUUGCUUCUAUUACUGAAUUUCAUGUUGAUGGUAUACCAACUCAAAUAUGCAAAAAAUGUCACACAGAACUUCUUAAAUGUUACAAUUUUAAGAUGAAAUGUGAGAAGUCAAAUUAUAUUUUACAUCGCUUAUUGAAAGAACAAUUUAUAGUCACUGAAGGGAGUAUUCCACAAAUUAGGCAACCCAAUUUGGAGUCCGAUCAAAAUUAUGGCAGUAUUUGUGAUGCUAAAGGAGAAGUUUUGGAAGAUUUAGAAAUCCAAUAUCAUGAAGAUUUUAAUGAUAUUGAAAGUGACAGUGAGACACUUUGUAUUGUACAGUGUGAUGAAGAAGGGGAUGAGGCGAAACCUGAUUUUGAGGAUUCACUGGUCAUCCUUAAUGAAAUAUCAACAAAAUCUAAAACAAGGAAAAAAGGAAAUCUUAAAUACAAUGAGAAUCAAACAAACACACAUCUUUUAAAUGAUUGUCUAAAGAAAACAAGAAAAGGCAAUGUGAUUGUAGAAAAAGAAGUACAAAGCAUGGAAACAGUCUCUUAUCCAUGUGGGGAGUGCAAAGAGGUUUUCAGUUCGGAACAUGACCAACAGUUACAUUUGUCUGUUCACAAUAUGAUAGGUCCCACGUGGAAAUGUAAGAAGUGCUCCAAAGAUUUCAGAACUAGAGCAAAGCUUCGGCGGCAUAUACAUCGGCACAUGGAAUCGAAACGGUACAAGUGUUCAGUGUGCGAGAAGACUUUUACUGAACUUUAUUCUUUGCGACGACACAAUCGCGUACAUACUGGUGAAACUGUGGAGAAGAAACAUGUUUGCACAAUAUGCAACAAGAGGUACAGCGUGCGGCACCAGCUGACGGCGCACAUGAGCUCUCACUCCAGCGAGCGGCCGUUCGCGUGCCAGCUCUGCGGGCGAACAUUCCCGUCCGCGCGCCUGCUCGCCUCGCACCGCCUCGUACACUCCGAUCGCAAGCCAUACGCCUGCAGCUACUGCGACCAGAGGUUUCGUCAUGAUUCGACGCGUAACACACACCACCGGACUCACACCGGCGAGAAGCCAUACGUAUGCUCGACUUGCGGUAAAGCCUUCAUACAGAGCUCCAACCUGCGUCUUCAUAUGAGGACACAUACAGGUGAGAGGCCGUAUUCUUGUGACAAGUGCGAUAAAAAGUUUACCUCAGGAUCCUCACUGAAAAUACACGUUCGCACGCACACUGGAGAAAAACCGUACAGCUGCAAACUGUGCGGAAAGAGAUUUGCGCGUAUGGAUCUAAGCGCGCACAUGCGAAAACAUACGGGUGAACGACCGCACACCUGUAGUGUCUGCUCCAAAAAGUUUGUGAACGCAACGCGGCUGAGAGAUCAUUGCCGAAUACACACUGGGGAGAAACCAUUUGAGUGUGCUACUUGCACAUUAACAUUUCCGACAAAAUCACAACUAGUUAAACAUUUGAAAAAACACCAAUCAAAAUUAAAACAGGAGAAAAAGAUGCGACAGUAUUUUAUUAUGCCGCAAAUUGAACCAAUGCAGUAUAUUAUAUCAUCAAAUAUGAAAUCAGAUCUCAAAAUUGAUGCAAGUUCAACUAUUAAUAAUGAAGCAACACAAAACAGUGAUCUACACCAAAACAAUAUACCUUUAGAAGUAGUACAUGAUAUGCCAUUAGAAGUUUCAGAAGAAUUUGUUGUAAAAGAUGAAGAAGUCAUAGUUGUUGAUACUAGUCAAAACCAAGGUGAUGAUAUCUAUUUAAGCACUGAACCUGUCACACAAUGUGCAAAUUUUGAAAACAAUGUUAAAAUAGUGACUGUGAAUGAUAGUGAAGUCAACAUAUUAAACACUAAUUCUCUACUUGAUGGAUCCACUGUUAAACUGUAUCAGCUUGAUCAAACAGCAUCAAUUACAAAUGUAUAGUAGUCUGAAUAACAAACUAUCUUACUUUUAAUGGAUCAAUCGUGAAAUGUUUGUGUAAAAAUAUUAAAAAGCACAUGAAAUUUAUGCAACAGUAUUUAUUACAUUAUUAUUUUACAGAAAAUACUUUGGAACUAUUAAUAAAUUAUUUAUUUAUUUAAUAAAUGCAUUAAUUCUAAAACCAUGAGCUUUUUUGUGUAGCAGCAUACUUCUGAAUGUUAACCAGCAUUGAAUUGUGAAUCUCUUUUGCAUUCCUAUUUUGACCAUAAUAAUCAACAAAUUCACCAUCAGGAUUCACUAAAUAAAUAAUUAUUGUAUGGUCCACAAUAUAGUCAUUGUCAACAUCUUGUGGCCCUGCACUAAAAUAUACUCUAUAUGAUCUGCAAGCAUUCUGAACCUGUUCCUUAGUUCCUGUUAGACCCAGUAACCGUGGAGAAAAUUCUUUACAUUACUUUCCAACAAUUUCCGGAGUAUCUCUUUGAGGAUCUACAGAAAUAAAUAAUGGUUGCAGAGGUGGUGCUGAGGGAGAACUUUCAUGUAAGUUAACAACUUCUGCUAGUUUUUCUAGUUCAUCUGGGCAAAUAUCUGGACAAUGUGUGAAGCCGAAGUAAAUGAGAAGCCACUUCCCCAAAAAGUCUGUACUCUUAACUAGGUUGCCCUGGGGAUCAACUAAUUCAAAUCCGCCACCUAUCUUUGCUUUUCCUAGUUGUCUUUUUCUUUCUCUUUCUAGUGCAUCCUGCUUUUCUUUCCGUACAUAUAACAUAAAGCCUGUAAGUCCACCACCUACCACUGCAGUUAGUGCCACUGAUUUCCAGGUGAUGGGCGCGAACUGCUUACUAGACUUUUUGGGUGGAACAGCACACUGUCUUACAACUGAAGUAGAAAAAGUGCGAAGUAGUAUACUACUCCGAUUUCUGACUAAAAAGUUCAUUUUGACAGAUUUAAUUUAUGUCACUGUUUAACUGUAUUUAUAAUAUCUAAUUCAAUCCUUCAAAAUUACACCGGUUUUCGUCAUAAAAUCGACUGAGCAAUAACUUUAUCAUUGACUGUCAUUUUUUGACGUCGCCGAUCGAAUGAAAGGUCCUGCCAGCUGUCAUCACUCUUUUUUCAAGAUUCUUCCUUUUCAGGGAUGGCAAAGGGAACAAUGCCCAUACA